This is a messenger RNA of Tarenaya hassleriana, 1246 nucleotides long. RefSeq lists its product as uncharacterized. Lineage: Eukaryota; Viridiplantae; Streptophyta; Magnoliopsida; Brassicales; Cleomaceae. The record is from RefSeq and is a predicted model, not a curated record.
UUUGCAUUUAAAAAAAGAAAGGACUUUAAUUUAAUCUAAGCUUUUGUCCUGAUCUCACUCCUCCUCCCCUCACUUUCACGUUCAGUUUCAAAUUCGUAUACUCGAAUCUCAAGGAACUCCGGCAAAAAAGAAAGAAAGAAAAUUUCCGGCGUCGAAUCGAAUAUCCGGCGAUGGGUUGUGUCUCGUCGAACCUGUUGAACCAAGACGACGAGUUCUCACAGCUCGGCGGCUCCGCCUUCGGCAACCAUAUCGUCAACCUCACCUCCACCACCUAUGGCCUCCUCUCCCUAGACCCUCCGCCGCCCUCCGCCGCUGCACCCAUGACUCCGCCUGAGCGACUCACCGUCGACUCUGUCCUGACCCAGCCCAACUCGCUCUGGUCCGAGCCCAGGCUCAUCCGGUCGGAACCAGAGGUCAUCAACUCCUGGGAGCUCAUGUCCGGUCUCGACGCCGAGAGCUUCCGAUUCUCGCCGAUGCCGAGGACUCCGGUGAAAUUCAGUGCCUCAGCCGGAUUCAAUAAGGAGAAUUCGGAUCCCAAUCGGAGAAACCCUAGAAAGAAUUUGAGCGAUGAGGUCCUGAUGAAACCGCUAGAUCCGAAUUUUUCGGAGAAGUUCCAGUUUCAGUUCCAGAAGCUCUGUCCGCCGGGAGGAGAGAACCGCGUCGUGAUCUACACGGUCGAAGUUGCCUGCAACGCCGUGAGAGCCGCCGUCGAGAGCUUCGGCGUGGCCGUCUGCGAGAGAGACGUGUCGAUGGACAGAGGGUUCAGGGAAGAGCUGAAGAAUCUGACGGCGGAGAUUCCGCCGAGGGUAUUCGUGGACGGGAGGUACAUCGGCGGAGCAGAGGAGGUGCUGAGGCUGGUGGAGGAGGGUCUUUUCGGGGAACUGGUAAAAGGGCUGCCGAGGAAAUGCGGCGGCGAGUGCGAUGGAUGCGGCGGAGUAGGGUUCCUGCCGUGUUUCCGGUGCAACGGAAGCUGUAAACUGGUGGAGGGAUGGAGGAACUCCGCCGCGGUGGUGAGAUGUCGGGAGUGUAACGAGAACGGUCUCGUUCUCUGUCCCAUCUGCAGUUGAUCGGAAUCUUCAUCGUUUACACUGCAAGUCUUUGUUCCGACAGGAAAGAAUCGUAUCAUAAAUCAAAGCUCAGGUUGUUUUCUCAGUUGUUCAGCCAUUUCUGCUCCGGUGAAAAUAACUAAGUUCAAGUCUUCUUCUGUAAUGCCAUGAACAUGAAUCAACAAAUUUGAAAUUGGACC